AUGUAUGUGACUGAUUAUUAUAAUAGUCGCGUCCAAAAAUUUGUGAAUCAAUCAACAAUUGGACAAACCGUUGCUGGAAUAUCUGGUUCAAACGGUGUCUCACUCAAUCAAUUUAAUGGUCUUCGAUAUCUUACUUUCGAUUCAACAGAAACAUUUAUGUAUAUUACAGAUUUCAAUAACCAUCGUAUUAUGCGCUAUUUAACGAAUUCAACAACAGGAAAUAACGGAACACUUGUUGCUGGCGGAAAUGGAGCCGGUAACAAUAAUAAUCAGUUGAAUUCACCAUGGGGAAUCUAUUAUCUUCCAUCAGUGAGUAAUUAUAUGUAUAUAACAAACGCCAAUGGACACACACUGAUGCGAUGGAUUCCCGGUGCUUCAUCAGGUGAGUUCAUAGCUGGUAUUCCAAAUCUAUUAGGCUCCAGUUCGUCAUUGUUAAAUACUCCGACGGGUAUCAAAAUCGAUAUCUAUCAGAAUGUAUUUGUUGUCGACACAAACAACAAUAGAGUACAAAUGUUUUGUCCUAAUAGUUCGAUAGGUAUUACAAUUGCUGGCAAUAUUAUAUCUGGUAGUACAGCAACACAAUUGAAUGGACCAAGAGGUAUUGCAUUCGACUCAUCAAUGAACAUGUACAUUGCCGAUUAUAACAAUUAUCGAAUUCAAAAAUUUAAUAAACUUUAA
Messenger RNA from Adineta steineri, 678 nucleotides. The record is from the annotation of a GenBank genome assembly. NCBI's taxonomy places the organism in Eukaryota, Metazoa, Rotifera, Eurotatoria, Adinetida, Adinetidae.